GUUUUGUAAUUAUUAGGAAAGCCCAAAUUCUAUAUAAUAUCUCACUCUUUCCCCGUCUUCUCUGUCUUUUGCAUUUUAUCUGCCUCGCUCGUUUGCUGUAUCAGAUUUGUGUUCUUGAAGGCGACAAUGCAGGCCAGUGAUCGGUUUAAUAUCAAUUCCCAGCUUGAGCAUCUGCAAGCUAAAUAUGUUGGAACUGGGCAUGCAGACUUGAAUAGAUUUGAAUGGGCAGUGAAUAUCCAACGGGACAGCUAUGCUUCAUAUGUUGGGCACUACCCCAUACUGGCUUAUUUUGCCAUUGCAGAAAGUGAGUCAAUUGGAAGGGAACGCUACAACUUUAUGCAGAAAAUGCUUUUGCCCUGCGGUCCUCCCCCUGAGAGAGAAGACGAGUAAGAGCUGCAGUCCCCCAAGGAGGAGCCUUCCAAAUUCUGUGCACUGACACAGGCCUUAGAAUUCUCUGUAAUAGUUUGGAUUCUUGACAAUGUGAUGGAUCUCCAAUGAAUUUAAAAGUACCAACUAAGCUACCAUACAUCAUAAGCUACUUGGAAGAAUUGAAAUCCAUAUUAUCUGUUUGUAUCCAGUUGACCUACUUCUCCCCAGAAUUAAUGAUGUAUUUGUUACUUUGGAUU
Molecule: messenger RNA, 626 nt
Organism: Diospyros lotus (date-plum)
Lineage: Eukaryota; Viridiplantae; Streptophyta; Magnoliopsida; Ericales; Ebenaceae
Exons: 4
Coding region: 127-390 (87 amino acids)
Biological process (GO): mRNA splicing, via spliceosome
Cellular component (GO): precatalytic spliceosome; U2 snRNP
Source: RefSeq, a predicted model, not a curated record